This is a messenger RNA of Adineta ricciae, 978 nucleotides long. Lineage: Eukaryota; Metazoa; Rotifera; Eurotatoria; Adinetida; Adinetidae. The record is from the annotation of a GenBank genome assembly.
AUGUUGAAUAAUACUGAAUCAGUAAAUCAAUUGAAUAUGGUAACAAGUACAGGUAUAUUGAUGAUAUCAUUAUUUAAUUUUUUCCCUGGCACUAUUGGUCUUAUAUUGAAUAUAUUAGUUUUCACUCGACCGAUACUUAAGAAUGAAACAUGUUCAUUAUAUUUUCUUGUCUCAACAUUAUUUUAUUUAUUUAUUCUAUUUAUUAUUUUACCUGUACGCAUUGUUUCUAAUAGUUUGAAUCUUGAUCUUGCUCAUUAUAAUCUUAUUAUAUGUAAAUUAGAAUUUUAUUCAUUUCAUGUUGUACGUGCAACAUCAAUUUGGUUAAUUGUAUUACCCUGUAUUGAUAGAUAUUUUCAUAGUUCAUUCAAUGUUAAAUUACGUCGGUGGAGUUCUUUACAGUUAGCUCGAUUAUCUAUAUGCAUUAUUAUUUUGUUAAUGAUGAUAUUAUAUAGUCCUAUAAUAGUUUAUUUUGAAAUAGCUAAUGUCAUUGAUCAGUCUGGUCAAAUGACUCCGAUAUGCAAUGCAAGAAAGGGUAUGUAUCGUAGUUUUCAUGCCUCUUGGCAUAUGGCUAUUCAUUCAUUAUGUCCAUGCUUUCUAAUGCUUGUAUUUGGUAUUCUAACAGUAAAGAAUAUUCGACAAAAUCGUCGAAUAUCACCAUUGUUGACUAGAAUUAAUCGGCAUAUUGAACGUCAUCGACGUACAGAUCGACAACUACUACGUAUGUUAGCUGUUCAAGUUCUUGUUAUUAUAAUUUCUACCAUCCCAUCUUCUAUUGUUCGGUUAUAUUCAUCAUUUACAGAGAGUAUCAUGAAGGACGCAUUUAGAAUUGCUCAAGAAAAUUUAAGUGCGCAAAUAGCAAAUUCAUUAUCAUACUUUGCUUAUUCAAGCAGUUUCUAUUUAUAUACAUUAACGGGGAGUUUCUUUCGAAAAGAACUUAUUAAAACUAUUACUUAUUGUUUAAAUUAUCGCCAGCGUUGA